Molecule: messenger RNA, 2107 nt
Organism: Exophiala dermatitidis NIH/UT8656
Lineage: Eukaryota; Fungi; Ascomycota; Eurotiomycetes; Chaetothyriales; Herpotrichiellaceae
Product: Ca2+/calmodulin-dependent protein kinase
Exons: 1
Coding region: 109-1800 (563 amino acids)
Molecular function (GO): protein binding
Source: RefSeq, a predicted model, not a curated record
CGCUUUUCCAGUCACUGUUAAGACUGCGCUGCAGCCACGUCCAAGUCCUUAAGAAGCCUCAACUCAGACCAAAACGCUCCCUCCCCACGUCUAGUUUGCCAAUCCAACAUGGAUCAAGAUCAAUACCGACCGUCCAAGCGACGUCGAACCUCGAGUGCCGGGUCGAUGGCCUCGACAAGAUCCUCCUAUGACCCUGAAGUUCGUCCAAAUCCAGAAUCCACCGCUUCAAGACAAGAUGAUAGAAGGGGUGGGACACACAACCGCUCGCAGUAUCGAGGCGAAGAUAACGAAGAUAAAGAUAGAGAUAGUUCUCCUCGUCGCAAGGUCUCCAGAGGUCGAAAUACAACUCGCUCCCGGUCCCCUCGACGGCGCUUCAGCAGAAGUAGGACAAGCAGUUCCAGGUACGAUUCUGCUCCCGAACACCAACGUGGUCGAUCUCACUCCCACUCCCACUCCCGUUCACGGGCGCGGCGGCGCACCAGGUCACGAUCACGGUCCGACUCAAGAUCAUACUCUCCCUCAUACAAUGGCUCCCGUUCUCGGUCUUGGUCGCGCGAGGGUCGACGGCGCUCCAGGUCUGCCACUGCGUCCAAGAAGCCAAAGACCAAGCCAUUGAACUUCGUCCCACUGAUCACAAUCCCACGCGCACACGCCCGAGGGAUCACAUCAAUCAAGUUCUCACCGGACAUGACACUUCUUGCGACAGCAUCCGCAGACAACACCAUAAACAUCUACUCGGUACCGGCCGACCCUAAACCCGAUACACCAUUUAAACUAUUGCGCACGCUCCGCGCCCACCUUGCCGGCGUCAAUGCAAUAGCCUGGUCCCCCGUCGGGCCACCCUACACACUUGCAUCGGCCAGCGACGACAAAUCGAUUCUCCUGUGGUCACCAUUAUCUUCCGACUUUCCCAUCUCUCCAUCCCCACUAAUCGGACACCACAACUACGUCUACUCACUGGCAUUCAGCCCGAAAGGCAACAUGCUGGUCUCGGGGUCUUACGACGAAGCCGUCUUUCUCUGGGACGUGCGUCCUGGCCGGGUGAUGCGCAGUCUGCCAGCCCACUCUGACCCAGUGAGCGGGGUUGACUUUCUACGCGAUGGGACCAUGGUCUGCUCAUGCGCGGGUGACGGACUGAUUCGGAUCUGGGAUUCCUCUUCAGGCCAGUGUCUCAAGACAUUGGUGGAUGAGGCUCGUCGGCCCGUUACUGGAGUCCGCUUCACCCCCAAUGGCAAGUAUAUCCUCGCUUGGACACUCGACAACUCUAUUCGUCUAUGGCGGUACUCGGAGGGUACUUGCGUCAAGACGUACCAGGGCCACGUGAACCAGGAGUACAGUCUGGGAGGAACCGUCGGCAGCUAUUACUCUUCAGAAUGCCAAGGAAGUGGGACGAUGGAGGCGUUUCUUGCCAGUGGCAGUGAAGACGGCGAUGUGCUUGUAUGGGAUAUCUCGAGCAAGGAUGUCCUCUGGCGUGGUAAGGGCCAUAGAGACGUUGUGUUAUCUGUCGAUUUUGGAAGGACGAAAGCAGGCAAAGGUCUUUUAGUCAGUGGAGGCAAGGACCGCGAUCUCAGAGUUUGGAUCCUCGAAGGCGAACCCAAGCCGGACCAAAAGAGCUAUCACCACCAACAACGGGGCUCCGAUGAGAUGGAUCCCAAUAUGGGCAUGGAGUUGGAUGGCGAUGUCAAUAUGAAUGGGGAACCUGAAGCGGACCUCAACCAUGACGGUGACGAAGGCAGGCGGCAAACAUUGGCCGAGAAUGGUUCUGCGAUGGACCUCGACGUCAGCACGCCUACAUCUUGAGACUACUUCCUAGAUGCUAGUACCGGAGGCCAGAAGCUAUGGGUCUCCGGUGAGACGAAGUUGGCAGACAGUGGUUGCCUACCGUUGUUGGACCUUUAUAUUCUUCUUGCGUACUGGACUAACUUUGGCAUAAAAACCUUUACUCGUACGAACAGUAUCGAAGCUCGAGGCUGAACUCGAUAUGAUGACUAUGCUUACGAACAAACACAAGAAACCAAUAAUGUACUGUACUAUAGGCACAGACAAUGUGCAUGAGUAGGUUGGGAAUAAGUAGUAUCUGAAACGACACAGGACAGGAUUUCCGCUA